AUGUUAAGUACCUUUAGUUCAGUGACACCGUUUUUGAAAUUCAACCCGAAACGGGUAACUAUUGACAAUUUUGUCUUCAAAUUACAUUAUCGUUGGACCUUCGUUAUAUUGAUUGUGGCCACAAUAUUGGUGUGCUCACGUCAAUAUAUUGGUGAACACAUCAAGUGUAUAUCGGAUACCAUACCCGCACAUGUUGUCAAUACUUAUUGUUUCUUCACGCCAACAUUUACUUUGGUCCGCCAUUUAAAUAAUAGUGCAUUAGAAUCUGGUGCCAUAUUCCAGCCGGGUAUUGGACCCUAUGAAACGCAGGAGGAACCUAUAAAGCGUCAUGCCUACUACCAAUGGGUACCAUUUGUACUCUUCGGGCAAGCGUUGUUCUUUUAUAUUCCUCAUGCGUUAUGGAAAUCAUGGGAAGGUGGUCGCAUUAAGGCCCUCGUCUUCGGUUUACGCAUGGUUGGCCUCUCCAAAUAUUUGAAGAAUAAAAGUCUGCAAAUUGGUAAAUUGAAUAUUCCAUCGGAAGAGGAAACGGAAAUGCGUGUCAAAGAUAUACGUCGGACGAUGAUUGAUCGUAUGCGGCUGAAUCAAUCAUGGGGUGCUCAUUUGGUAUUUGCUGAAAUUCUCAACUUGCUGAAUUUGAUUUUACAAAUCUAUUGGACUGAUAAAUUCUUGGGUGGUGCCUUCCUAUCAUUGGGUCCCAAAGUAUGGCAUGAACGUUGGAACAAUGACAUGGAUGCGCUGGAUGUUGUUUUCCCCAAAGUGACCAAGUGUCAUUUCCAUAAAUAUGGUGCUAGUGGUUCGCUACAAAUGCACGAUACUCUCUGCGUAAUGGCUUUGAACAUCAUCAAUGAGAAGAUUUACACGAUUCUAUGGUUUUGGUAUCUUUUCAUUUUUGCUGCCACCGUUUCGGGACUGAUUUGGCGGAUUUUCACUUUGUUCUUUUAUAAGAGCACCAAAUUCACCCGUUAUUGCUUGUAUUGGGCCAAACCUGGCCGCCUGGACGAUAAGGAAAUUUCAUUGGUUGUACGCAAAUGCAACUUCUCAAAUUGGAUGUUUUUGUUCUUUUUGCGUAAAAACCUCUCCGAAUUUUUAUUCAAUAAAGUUAUAAGCCAUUUGUCGAGUGAAUUCCCUGAUGAACAACGUGAAAAUACUUUCAAUGCUGCCAUAGAUCCAACCCACAUGCAAACAAUGCGCAUCGAUGAGGUUGACAAGCCCUUGCUAACCAAGCCAAGCGGAAGUAAAAUGGAUUAA
This is a messenger RNA of Musca vetustissima, 1248 nucleotides long. RefSeq names its product innexin inx7-like. Gene Ontology annotation, cellular component: plasma membrane; gap junction. The transcript has 4 exons. The record is from RefSeq and is a predicted model, not a curated record. Gene Ontology annotation, biological process: phototransduction. Lineage: Eukaryota; Metazoa; Arthropoda; Insecta; Diptera; Muscidae. Bases 1 to 1248 code for a protein of 415 amino acids. Gene Ontology annotation, molecular function: gap junction channel activity.